Molecule: messenger RNA, 325 nt
Organism: Xyrichtys novacula (pearly razorfish)
Lineage: Eukaryota; Metazoa; Chordata; Actinopteri; Labriformes; Labridae
Source: the annotation of a GenBank genome assembly
AUGACCGGUGAGAAAUGUAAGGAAAUGAAAAGAGAUGAUAGGAGGACAGAAGAAGAAGAAGAGGAGGAGGAGGAGAAGGAGGAGGAGGAGGAGAGGAGUGCUGGCUGUAAAUCACAUCAGUAUCUCCCUGUUUCACACCCCAAACCUCCAAAGCAGAACAUCUGUUGUGUUUGGCCGGAGCUGCUCUCCCACUGCUCCUCUCUUUCCUCCUCUCCUCCUCAGCGGACGUCCUGACAAACACUCUGAAUCUCCCUCUGAAGAGAAGUUUGAUCCAUCUUCUGCAUUUAUCCUCGACCUUGGAGGAGGAGGAGGACGACGAAGAUGA